Messenger RNA from Fundulus heteroclitus (mummichog), 1361 nucleotides. RefSeq names its product ATPase Na+/K+ transporting subunit beta 4 (gene atp1b4). The record is from RefSeq and is a predicted model, not a curated record. Gene Ontology annotation, biological process: potassium ion transport; sodium ion transport; regulation of DNA-templated transcription. The transcript is spliced from 9 exons. Gene Ontology annotation, cellular component: sodium:potassium-exchanging ATPase complex; nuclear inner membrane. The coding region runs from base 198 to 1214 and encodes 338 amino acids. Lineage: Eukaryota; Metazoa; Chordata; Actinopteri; Cyprinodontiformes; Fundulidae.
CUGUCUAGCGUUCAUUCACUAUGAAGCGCGCCUAGUUGGAGGAGGCUCUCCGUACCCGGUCCCCCCUCUGCAUGCCCCAAACUUUCUAAUGAAACCCCCACACGCUUUUUGACGAACAUUAUUACUCUGUUGCGGCUGAAGAAGGCUUUCCGACUAAUUUAUCAGCAUUUUUUUUAUUGAGACGAUAACUCCAGAACAUGGACCCCAGUACCACAGAAGAGGGAAAUGAGGAGAAGCUGGUUAAAACUCCUCCGCCCAAGGUGAUCCUCAAACAUGGCGUGGAGCUGGAGGAAGAACAGGAGGAGCUGGCUGAGCAUCAGCCCCUGGAGCAGGAGGACCUGAACUUCGAGAGGUGGAAGCGCAGGCCCAUUCCCAAGAGGACGCUCCACCAGAAGAUCGCCGACCUUAAGAAGUACCUGUGGAAUGCAGAGACCAAGGAGUUCAUGGGCCGCUCUGGCAAGAGUUGGAGCCUCAUCCUGCUGUUCUAUGCUGCACUUUACACAUUUCUGGCAGCCAUGUUUGGCGGCUGCUUGUUUUGUCUCAUGUGGUCCAUCAGCCCCUACCAUCCCACCUACAACGACAGAGUGAUGCCACCAGGUCUGACGAUGGCCCCGCACCUAGAGGGCCACGAUAUCGCCUUCAAUGCGUCGGACCGCAAGUCCUGGAAGAAGUACGCCCGGUCCAUGGAAGAAUACCUAAGACCGUAUAAUGACGCCGUUCAGGACAGGAAGAAUAUUCGUUGCCCACAUGAGUCGUACUUCAUGCAGGACGACCUGGAGGAGAGCGCGGAGCGGAAAGCGUGUCAGUUCAAGCGGUCCUGGUUGGGGGACUGUUCAGGGCUGAAGGACCCCCACUAUGGCUAUUCUCAGGGAAAGCCAUGCAUCCUGCUUCGAAUGAACCGGAUUCUCGGUUACCUACCUGGCCAGGGUAAACCAAUAAAUGUCACUUGUGGCGUUAAGAGAGGACCUCCGGAAGCACUAGGAGAUAUCCAGUUUUUCCCUAAAAGCAUUUUCGACAUGAAUUACUACCCUUACUACGGGAAGCUCCGGCACGUGAACUACUCCUCGCCGGUGGUGGCCGUCCGUUUCGUGGGGGUGCAGCAGGACGCCCACAUCCACGUGCAAUGCAAACUGAACGGAAAGGGGAUCAUUAACGACUCGGUCACCGACCGCUACCUGGGCAGCGUGACCUUCACCCUGGAGGUCGGGGCGUGAGGCAAAGACAUUGCUGCCGACGGGAUGCUCCCGUGACAGAGGCAGGAAAACGUGUACAAGAGAAGAAAUAUUUGAAACCCCCCCCCCCCAACCCCUUUUUUUUCUUAAAUUACAGGACUGUCUCAGAAAAUUAGAAUAUUGUGAUAA